AUGUCGUUGAGCCCCAAGCACACGACGCCCUUCUCCGUGUCCGACAUCCUGAGCCCCAUCGAGGAGAGCUACAAGAAGUUCGGCGGCGCCAUGGACGGCGCGCCGACCAACCUGGGCUCCCCCCUGGGGGCGGCGGCGGCGGCCGCAGCGGCUUACCGGCAGCAGCCCGCUGGCUCCUCGUCGCAGGCGGCGGCGGCAGCGGCGGCCGCCGCCGCGGCCGCGGCCGGAAUGCAGCCGCCUCCUCCCCACGCCAUGGCGGGCCACAAUGCGGCAGCGGCGGCGGCGGCGGCGGCGGCGGCGGCCGCGGCGGCCGCCACCUACCACAUGCCUCCCGGAGUCUCCCAGUUCCCCCACGGAGCCAUGGGCGGUUACUGCAACGGGGGGAUCGGCAACGUGGGAGACCUCCCCGCCUACCCGGACGGCAUGAGGGGCAGUGCGGCGGCCGCUGCCGCCACCGGCUGGUACGGGGCCAACCCGGACCCCCGCUACUCCACAAUCUCCAGGUUCAUGGGGCCGUCCACCGGCAUGAACAUGACGGGCAUGGGGACUCUGACGGGGAUCGCCGAGGCCGCCAAGUCCAUGGCCCCGCUGCACGCGGCUCCAAGAAGGAAAAGGCGAGUGCUCUUCUCGCAGGCGCAAGUCUACGAGCUCGAGAGAAGGUUCAAACAGCAGAAGUACCUGUCAGCCCCCGAGCGGGAGCACCUGGCCAGCAUGAUUCACCUCACGCCGACCCAAGUGAAGAUCUGGUUCCAAAACCACCGUUACAAAAUGAAAAGGCAGGCGAAGGACAAAGUCACGCAGCAGCUACAGCAGGAGAACAGCUUGUGCCAGCAGCAGUCACCGCGGCGAGUGGCGGUGCCCGUGCUGGUGAAGGACGGGAAGCCGUGCCAGAACACUUCCAAUACCCCGACGCCCAACCAGCCCGGGCCGCAGCCGCCGCAGCCCAGCGGGGCGCCCGACCUGGAAGAGAUGUCCCCCAGUCCUCCUCUUCACAACCAAGUCACCAACCUGGCCCAGAUGGACGCGACCACUGUCGAUUACAACAGUGGCAUGGUCAACCCGAACCUGCUCUAUGGCAGGACAUGGUAA
This is a messenger RNA of Vombatus ursinus (common wombat), 1089 nucleotides long. RefSeq names its product NK2 homeobox 4 (gene NKX2-4). Gene Ontology annotation, cellular component: nucleus. Gene Ontology annotation, biological process: regulation of transcription by RNA polymerase II; cell differentiation. The transcript is spliced from 3 exons. The record is from RefSeq and is a predicted model, not a curated record. Bases 1 to 1089 code for a protein of 362 amino acids. Lineage: Eukaryota; Metazoa; Chordata; Mammalia; Diprotodontia; Vombatidae. Gene Ontology annotation, molecular function: DNA-binding transcription factor activity, RNA polymerase II-specific; RNA polymerase II cis-regulatory region sequence-specific DNA binding.